AUGCCAACAAAAGGACUUUACUUGCUGUGUACAUGGUGGAUUACCUUGCUGCUGAACCAAGCUAACUCAUCCAAUCCCGUCUCAGGAUGUGACUAUAACCCGACUGAACAAGCCGGCACCAUCCUAACACCAAACUACCCGAACACCUACCCAAACAAUGUACAUUGUAGCUGGAAGAUUAGUGUGGCCACCGGUCAAAUCAUCUCACUAAAGAUGAAGACGUUUAACCUAGACUUCUCAGAUUAUGUGGUUUUCCAUGACGGCCCAAGCGCCCAGUCUCCCAUCAUUGGAAUCACGAGGUACACAGGUUUCUGGGACAAUACAAAGCUGACUGAUACUAUCAUUAGAUCUACAGGACCGGAGAUGUUUAUCUACUUCUAUUCAGAUUAUUCGGUCGCAGCUUCAGGUUUUGGGGCAUCGUACUGGGCCCAUGAGUGCAAGAAGUUUACAUACGGCAUUCCCGAGUGCAGCACUUCAUGCAACUGCAUACAAGAGAACACACUUUACUGCAACAACUUCGAUGGUACAUGUAUCUGUAAACAUGGAUGGACUUCAUAUGAUUGCUCGACUGAUGUCAAUGAAUGCUCAAACCCACAUACGUGUGAAGAUGAGUACACAGAAUGCAGAAACUUAAACGGUAGCUACACGUGUGACUGUAGACCAGGAUUAAAGAACAUAAAUGGAAAAUGUGCAGACUCCUGCAGCCCACAAAAUCGACAAUGUUCUCACUUAUGUGGGGCGACUGAGAACCCGCACAAAGAACAUUGUUAUUGUCCGAUUGGAAUGGAGCUGAGUUCUAAAGACAACAUGUCAUGUGUUGAAUGUGGUCGUGUUCUUACCAACUCUUCCGGCAUCAUUGACACUUACACAUAUGAUAGAUAUCACUACAUAACAACAAGAGUAACCACACCCAUUUGCACCUGGACUAUUCUUGCUACACGUGGCUAUGUCAUAGAAUUAAAAUUUCAAAGCUUUAUCAUGUACAAUGGCUACCAAAGAAAAUUCGGAUAUCUCGAGAUUUACGAUGGUGGAGACUCUAAAGGAACUUUACUGGCUGUCUAUGAUGGUAUGAUGUACCGUGUUUGCCCACCUUUCAUGUAUGACACCAACUGUUCUGUACCGUGCAACUGUAACCAGAGCAACACAGAAUAUUGUAACAGUACCAAUGUUUCACUUAAAGCUCUCGGUAAACUUAUUGAUGGUUUUAAAGUUUUAUUUUACACUAGCUUCCUGUCCCUGCUUGUUGCAGCGGGGUUAGAAGAAAGUCCAAGGAUAGCCUGGGGCACAUCAUACACUAUCGUAGCCUUGGAAGACGCGCCUGUGUGUCAACAAGGCAAGUUUGGACCUGACUGUAACCAAUCCUGCUCAUGUGUGGUCAACAACACAGCGUCAUGUGACCCCAGAACUGGUCAGUGUAAGUGUAAAUCAGGCUGGACGUUUCCAGACUGCUCUGAGGAUAUCGAUGAAUGUCAGCAAGAUCUGUACACUUGUCCAUAUUACUCGUCAUGUACAAACACGCCUGGUGACUACAACUGUACGUGUGAUAGAAAUCAUGGUUACGAGAAUAAUGGAAUCUGCAGAAAUUUCAUGUUUGGGGAGAGCUGUGCGAACUCGUGCAACUGCUCGAAAAACAACACUGAGUACUGUGACAACCUUUACGGCAACUGUAUCUGUAAGCCAGGCUGGAAGGGUGAAACUUGUAAGGAGGACGUUGACGAGUGUCUGGGCACCAACAAUCACCUGUGUCCACCUAAAUCCACUUGUGAGAAUAAUCAAGGCAGUUAUAAUUGUACAUGUGUGAAGGGAUACAGAAAAAACCAGACCACAGAAGAAUGUGAAGGUAGGAAAUAUUUACAGAAAGAUUUUUAG
Molecule: messenger RNA, 1869 nt
Organism: Physella acuta
Lineage: Eukaryota; Metazoa; Mollusca; Gastropoda; Physidae
Product: multiple epidermal growth factor-like domains protein 10
Molecular function (GO): calcium ion binding; serine-type endopeptidase activity
Source: RefSeq, a predicted model, not a curated record